CUCCGGAAGGCCCCCUGGGAAGCCAUGGAGGUCCUAGUCCUGGCCAGAUACCGCGCGCAGAAGGGGGACGAGUUGAGUCUAGCUCCGGGGGACGUGGUCCGGGAGGUGUGCGCAGGGCCCGCCCGGGGCUGGCUGCGCGGAGAGCUAGGGGGCCGUCGUGGUCUCUUCCCCAAGCGCCUGGUGCAGGAGAUCCCAGAGCACCUGCGGGGCACCGGGGAGGCGCGGAGGCCACGCUGCGCGCGCGGGACGAACGCAUCUUCAGGUCACCCCGCCAAAUUUCCGAGCCUCCAAAGAUGGUGCAAAGUGAACUUCAACUACAGGCCGGAACAGGAGGACGAGCUGACGCUUCAAACUGGGGAGAUAGUGGAAGUGAUAAAGGAGAUUGAGGACGGCUGGUGGCUGGGGAAGAAGAACGGGCAGUUGGGAGCCUUCCCAUCCAACUUUGUGGAGUUGCUGGACAGUGGGUCCCCAAGCUUUGGUAACUCAGAAAUGCCUUCAAUCAGCCCAGAUUCACAGAGGCCUCCUAAGCUGACCAAUCUGACCUAUGACAGCCCUCCAGACUACCUUCGAACUGUCUCUUGUCCUGAGACCUGCAGGGUCCUGUUUGACUACCAACCUGAGGCCCCAGACGAGUUGGCCCUGAGAAAGGGGGAUCUGGUGAAAGUUCUGAGAAAGACCACAGAGGACAAGGGCUGGUGGGAAGGAGAGUGCCAGGGUAGAAGAGGAGUUUUUCCAGACAACUUUGUGCUCCUGCCACCCCCAGUCAAGAGGUUGGUCCCACGAAAAGUGGUAUCUCAAGAGUCAGCUCCUAUUAAGGAACCAAAACACUUGAAGCACAAAACAUACCUACCUAAUGUCAAGAAGCUGCCUACAGCCACCCCUAAGCCCAGCAAAGACAAGAUCUCUUCAACACCCAGUGGGGACGGUAAGAAGCGCCCCUUCCGAGACACAGGCUCCAAUGGAAAGUUCCUCAGUGGAGGUCCCAGGCAACCUGGCAGAAAGCGAUCUCAAACCCAGGCUCCCAGGAGGCUCUCUGUGUCCAGUAAGGAGCAAGAGCAGAGCAACCUUGCAAAGACCCCUACCCUGAAUAACACCACCACCCCAGAGAAGACCUCGCUUCCAGACCAGGCCCCUAGCCCAGAGAAGAUUGCUGCUCCAGACAAAGUCCCCACCCCAGAGAAGACACAGACUGUGGACGACCUGGUCCCCAACACAGAGAGCCCCACCUCAGAGACACUCAAGGAUUCUAACAAAAUUUCCACCACAAAGACCACUGUGGACAAGGUGUCCAGUCCAGAGAGGGGCUUUUCAGGCGACGAGGGCCCUGCCCUAGAUGCCCCACCCAAAGAUGAAACCCUUGACCCAAACAUGGCCCCUCAAGAGGACAAGGCCCCUCAAGAGGACAAGGCCCCCAUUCCAGUAACGGAUUUGACCCCAGAGCAGAUGCUUUCUGAAGAGGACCUACCCAGAAACAAGGCUCAGUUGGAGCACUUUUCUCAGGAGGAAACCCCACAGAGGGCCACGUCCCCUGUGGUCUCUGGGGCUCAAUCCCCAAAGGAAAUCCACAGGCCAGAGGAGCUCCCCCAACUGUGUAACUCCUCAGAAGGUUGCCCCUGUAUGGCAAAACUGAGGAACAGCGCCCUGAGGCUCCAGUACAAGUCAGAGCCAGAGUGCAGGCCAGCCCUGGGGAAGACCUGCCAUCAGCCAGAAGCCAUACCCCUCACAGAGGAGACAUGUGCAAAAGAUGAGCAUACCCCACAAAAGGAGGCACCUCUCACAGAAGAGACCCUUCCGGAAGAGGUGCCCCCCAAAGGUCAGAUACCCCCUGAAGAAGUGGCUUCCAAAAGGCAGGUGCCCCCUAGAGAGGCAGCCCCUACACCCCAAUCCCCACAAACUGCUUUGGAGAUGACUCCAGAGCCCCAAGAGACACCCGCUCCUCAUUCCCUGUACCCGCCAAAUGCCUCGGAAAGCAAAAAUGACCAGGUGGAAAUGACCACGCUAAAGGAGGAGGUGGGGUCUCUAAAGAGGGCGCUGGAGCUUCUGGAGCUGCAGGUGGAAGAGAGGAUGACCGAAGUCUGGGUGGAACUGAAGAACGAGAGGGAGCGGCGCCAGUUGCUAGAGGUUCAGAUGAUGCAGAGGACCCCGAAGACCUGGUCAGUGGGCUCCAAACACGCGGAGACACAAACGCUGUGAAGGCGGACCCGGGAGAAACAUCCGGCUCGGGCCUCCCUAGUCCUUGCCUCCAACUUUGAGAAACUCAAGAAAGUAAACUGCGUGGACGCCGCC
Jaculus jaculus (lesser Egyptian jerboa) is the source of this 2286-nucleotide messenger RNA. RefSeq names its product SH3 domain containing 21 (gene Mnmip1). Gene Ontology annotation, molecular function: protein binding. The record is from RefSeq and is a predicted model, not a curated record. The transcript has 16 exons. Bases 25 to 2193 code for a protein of 722 amino acids. Lineage: Eukaryota; Metazoa; Chordata; Mammalia; Rodentia; Dipodidae.